AUGCGAGGCAAGGUCUUGCUCGACCAGGACCUUAGUGACGAUGAUGUUGGCUGGACGUCCUGGAUUUACACCGCAGCAGAGGACCGAGAUUGGGUGGCCAAGAACUGCAACAUCACCCAGACCAUUGAACUCACCAAGGAGUUUCAGGAUCAGCUGACGCUGAUCAGAUCACGGAAGCUUGGAUUUCGGCACAUCCCCGGCACCUUUCGCCCUUCGCCGUCCGCGCAGUUGGCCAUCGAGCUCUUUGACCUGAAGGACACCCCCGACGGCGACGCCGACUCCCCGAAGUGCGCUCGGGGCCCCGAAGUGAAGGAUCACCGAGGUGAGACAGACAGCCUUAUCCGAGUCAUACUCAAGACCUGGUACUGGGGCCUAGCCAAAGCCCUGUGCGGAGCCGAGAUCGUGGAUCACGCGAUGCCCACCGGCUUCCGGUACAAGCUUUGGCUUCUAGCUGCCAGCAUGGGCGAGUGGACGGACGCUCUGCCUGAGAAGGGUCGGCAUUGCCUGGAGUUCGACUUCGAGUACAGCGCCAAGUUCGAGGCCAAGCUCACGCCCUUCGAGGUGGGCCCUUCGGCCUGGAUGUGCGAGUUCGCGCGGCUUCCGAAGCGGAUCGUCCAGUCGCCCAACAAGCUCUCCACGGAGAAGUUGGGCGGCGAUGGCGAUGAGUACAUCUACGGAAGAAAUGUUUGGAUCCGAGAUCGCUUCGGCUUCCCGCCCAAGGAGGUGGAGAACAUGCAGCACGAUAUCUCACUGGAGGUGUCGGAGACUUGCAUCUUUCGGGCCACCACACACCACUCCGACGGUGUGGACAUCCGCCUCAAGCUCACGGCCCAAGGCCAGUCCGCGCAGCCUCAAGGAGACAGCGUCCAGCCGUGCAAGAGUAUGAAGCAUCCCGGGCCUGUGCCGCGGCACUCCAUCUUCUGCCUUCUGCAGCCAGGUAUGUACACGCUCACCUUCUAUGCCCAGUACCCGCUGGGAGGUUUGCAUCCCUGCAGCGACUUCUUUGCCCAGGUCGCGCUGCGGCCGGCCGCCCUCACAGAGCAGACAACGCGCCAGAAGUGCAUCGCUGAGGUGCGCGGGCUGAAGGAAGAUAGGACACUCGAGUCACGAUUACCGGAGCACUUCCUGGAACAGGCCACGCUAGAUAUUGGCAAGUACUUGGACCCUUAUCCCAACGGCCCAAUGGCAUUCACGCUGAAGGUUUUUGCCAGAACGAUGUGGCCCAUCCUGACCAAGUUCGGUGAAGGAGUCGUCAAAGACGAGCUGAUGCCCAAAGUCAAUGCAAAGCUUCCUUCACAUUUGGCCAUCAGCAUUCGAAGGUUCUCCCUCGGCGACAAGCCGCCCGAGUUUGGGCCUUUGAGGAUCAUCGAGACGACAAACGCCAUUUUCACCCAGAUUGACGACUCUGACCGGAUCCGCGCGCUUCUGCCAAUCAGUUGGCAAUCGGAUGAGGAGAUAGCAGUGAUGGUGAUGGGUCUCCCAGUGGGUGUCUGCUCCAUCAAGGUGAGGGGAGAGCUCCUGGUGGAUAUGGGCCCGAUCAUGGACACCGCUCCUUUCAUCGCCGGGGUUGGGUUCACGCUGCCAGAUCCGCCGCAAAUUGCGUUCGACCUGACAGGCGUUGCCAAUGUUGGUGAUCUGCCGCCGAUCAAGCAUGCCAUCUACAAGCUGAUCGAGACCUUGAUCGCGGAGCAGUUGGUGUUGCCCAACAGAAUAGGCAUCCCCACAGAAUACAUCGGGGCCGACCCCUGGGUGGUCAAGAACCCGGCGCCCAUCGGAUUGCUGCGCAUCAAUGUGGUGAGCGCCUCGAAUUUGCCCUCGGAGGACAUGACAGGGCAAAGCGAUCCCUUCGUCGAGGUGAAGAUUGGCUACAGCGACAAGGACUUUACGUCCAAGGUGAUCAAUGAUCAAACGUCGCCAGUCUGGAAUGAGCAAACUGCAUUCUUCCCGGUGUAUUCACUCUUCCAGCGUCUUCACGUCCAUAUCUACGAUAGCGACUUCUGGACCCCCCACGACUCCAUCGGUCAAAUCCAAGAGCUGCGGGUCCAUGACGUGAUCUUGCUCGACGGGCCCAAGGACUUCCCACUUCAUCGGGCGGAUGGCAAACAAGUGCCCAAAGCCACAAUGAAGCUGGGCUUCGAGUGGCUGGAGCUGAAGCCGGCGCUCAUGACGGACAGGGUGCCUGUGGCCGUGGAUGUCUACAACCUCUCCGUAGUCAUCGACAAGAUCAUUGCCAGCUCUGCUCAUCGACGGAAGGGCUAUUACAUCUCUGGCCAGAUCGACGCCCGUGAAGAGGGCGCGAAGGAGGACACCAAAGUCAUGGAGUUUACCACCGCUCAAGCAACAGAGUCGGCGGGGCAUAGAGAUCAGUUCGUCUACGCCAGUGUGCUGACCAAGAUGGAAGAGCACAAGAUGAGCGUUGAACAGCAGUCAGCCAUAACAGGCCUCACCGUGGAGGAGAUCAAAGCCUUUCAGAUGGGUAUUCCGCCGAACCACCUAGUGCCCGAGUACAAUGUGGGCAUUCAGAAGAAUGUGCAGAUGUCUCGGAAACAGUUGGAAACUGGGACUGUGACGCUGUCCUUGCUGGAUGAGGACAAGAAAGUGGUCAGCCAGAACAGCGUGCGGAUAGAGAACAACGUCACGAAGGCUGAUGGGCUCACAGUGCCACUACAUCUACCAGGGGGCACGCAGAUUUGGUACAAGCUGCACAUGCGCUCGCCCGUGAAGGAUGCCGCCUCUUACGCCAACGACGUUCCCAACGCCGCUGACGCCGACGCCAUAGCCAAGAACAAAGGCACGACAUUCGGCUGCUGUCUGAAAUGCUUCCCGAGCGCGGGCACAACGGGUCCGCGUCUGCCAACGCAGAAUCGAGGGUUGCGCUAG
Messenger RNA from Effrenium voratum, 2880 nucleotides. The record is from the annotation of a GenBank genome assembly. NCBI's taxonomy places the organism in Eukaryota, Dinophyceae, Suessiales, Symbiodiniaceae.